This is a messenger RNA of Clonostachys byssicola, 972 nucleotides long. NCBI's taxonomy places the organism in Eukaryota, Fungi, Ascomycota, Sordariomycetes, Hypocreales, Bionectriaceae. The record is from the annotation of a GenBank genome assembly.
AUGGUCUUCCCCAACCACGUCCUUCUCGGCGCUGCGGCCAUCAUCCCCGCCGCAGAUCCUGUCAUGGUUUCGUCCAUCAGUCCUGUUGUUCUACCGUAUCCCGAGCGUGUGGUUGACAUGGAACUCCGGGUAACUGCACCUCUAGACGGUGACGACCUUCCAGUUGUCAUCCUAUCCCAUGGCCAGGGCAACAGCAACUGGCUCUCUUCCAUCGCUGGCUAUGAGCCCCUCUACAACUACUGGGCUGGUCAAGGCUUUGUGGUGAUCCAGCCAACACACCUGGGUUCGGCUACAUACGGCCUCCAAGCGCCUACAGGCCAGGAGUACUUUUGGGAGGCGCGCUGCCAAGACAUUACAUGGAUUCUUGAUCAUAUAGAUGAGAUUCAAGAGGCCGUACCUUCCGUCAAGGGACGACUGGACACGGACAACAUUGCGAUAGCCGGGCACUCGAUGGGCGGUUGGACGGCCUCCAUGAUCCUCGGGGCCCAGAACACCAGCCCGCUGGGUAACGGCACUAUUUCCAAGUACCGCGAUGCACGUAUCAAGGCUGGCGUCGUCCUUGCCGGGACAGGCAAUGGGGGCGAAGAUUUGUCGGACCAAGGACGCCAGAUGGUACCAAGCUAUAACCCCAACUUUUCAACAAUGGAGACUCCUGCUCUCGUGGUAUACGGAGACAGCGACUUGUCUCCUUACUUGACUGUGAGAGGCGCUGACUGGCAUGGGGAUGCAUACUAUCUUUCCCCGGGCCCCAAAGACCUCUUUAUUGUUCGAGGCGGAAAGCACGGUCUCGGCGGUGUGAGUGGCUGGGAUGCUCUAGAGACUGAGGAUGAAAGCCCACAGCGGUUGGCCUCGGUGCAACGUGCAACCUCGGCAUAUCUCAGGACUGCGCUCUAUGGAGACGACUCUUGGCAGAAGGCUCGUGCUGCGCUUCAAGGUAAUUCGACCUUGGGCACCGUGGAACAGAAGUACUAA